GCGGAGCUUGAAUAUUGAACUUGUUACCGUUGUCUGCAGUGAUAUCAUAACACUGCAAUAUGAAGACGCGCGUAUGUGACCGCCACUCCUCUUCAUCUCGGGAAUAGACACAGGUCAGUAAAGACCCUGCUUAGUUUAUUUCAUGCGGCCGUGACCUCAUCUUUGUUUACCUGCUGGGGUUGUAUUUUUGUCCACCAAAGCAUCAGUCUCGAUCAUUCCGUAAUGUCGUCAAAAUGCUGACUUCCUCCACAGUAAUUGUUGCACCCCUAGCAUCAUCGGGUACUACAUCAUAAAUGAUUUUUUUAACGAUAUGACUUAGAUAUUGGAAAUCUUAUUAGCAAUGCAUGCCGAAGCAAGGCUAAUCCUGUUGCAGCAUCUAAUUCGGAGAUGACAAUGAUCACCUCCCAUUGGGGGGAAAUGAGGCUUUUGCAGGAUGUAGCUAAUGCAUUCCUGUGGCAAGAAAGGAGAAGUGUUAGGUUACCCAUAUGCGGCUAUGCAAUGCUUUACCCUCGAAAUACAGUAUCUAUUUAUGCCAGAAGCUUGAUAUUGAUAAAUACUAAUUUUAGUCUACUAUGAAGCAAACCUGUUGUAAUUUAUAAAGAGCAAACCAGUCUCUGGCCAGUAUUCUCCUUACUUAUGCACAUUUUUUGGGAAGAUGUCAGCUUGAUUGUUUUUGAGAACCUUGCUCCAUGACUAUAAAAUAUCUAGCUGACUUCUUUAUGAGCUCAUUUGGUUGCAGGUAUAAGUUUUUAUUUCCUCUAUUUAAAAUCAGGCCACAUUUUACAACUCUCUUUCUUGUGCAGGUGCUGUGAUCAGGGGAAAAAGUACAGAAUGGGGUCUAAACGUAGGAAGAAGGCUGCCAUCUGAUCCUGUCAUCCCUCUGUCACUGCCGCACGCUUCAGAGUAAAGAAAGAUUGAAAAUGGCUCAGUCUGUGAGGAGGCCUGAGACUCUCGGACACAUGGACCACGAGCCUCAGAGGGACAAGACCAGGACCAGCUACUUCGGCAAUGUCAAGACCAGGUCAGGCCUGUAAACACAUGGAUUAGUGGAAAUAAAACAAAGCUCUUGCCAAACAUGUGACGAUUCUGGCCAACAUUCACCUCUCAGAUUAAAGCACAAUCACAAUUUAGUCUUUCAUUAUUACAGGUGACAUGUCCAGAUUACUGGCAUGUGUCCUGCCAGACAACAAUACAUAUAGUAUUUUUUUAUAAUAAUGAUAACUUUGUUUAUACAGCUCCUUUAAAAACAAAACUUUACAAAGUUCUCCAGCAGCUAAGGUAGAAUACAGAUAUACAGAUGUAGAAUUAAUACAGCAGAGGAGAAUAAAUUAUGAAUUAUAGCAAACAAAGGGAAAAAAAUACAAGAGCAGUAGCCUUUUAAUGACAAAUAAGAUUUUCAGAAGAAGGAAAAGAAUGAAAAAGGAACGAAAAGAAAAGAAAAGGGCAAAUACAGUUCAUAAAUACACAUCUUUAUCGUUGCACACCAUCAUGUAAGAAAGUGACCUGAUGUUUUCAGGAACUCCUAAAACUAAGUUAAACUAAAGGACAAUGACACCUAUUUGAAAAGCUACAGAACUUUUCAUUAGUGUUCUAGACAAAAAGGAAGAUGCCUUGCUAAUGUACAGUAAAAUAAAUGAAGCGAAAAAAACACAGAGCUGCUUUACAUAAAGAGUGCAGAGGCAGUUUACAUACAUCUUUGCACAGGCAAAUAAUUCUUAGACAUCUUGAAGUGGCUUUAAAAAAUAUUUUAAAAUGUGCUGGAAGAAAUCACACUUAAUCAAUAGGAUUAAUCAUAUGACAUGUCAGAAAUAAGGCAAAUUGCUAUAAAUGCUGUAAAAGAAACAGUGCUGCAGUACGCUGUACAUUUCCUCCAGUGCUUUACAUGAUCAGCUUGAUAAAAAGAAUAAGGAUAAUGUCCCAUAAAUAAUAAAUAUUAAUAAAUUCAUGGCAUGUUUAUGUUAUUAGUAUUCCUUCAAUCAUGAAUUGAACUUGCUAGAAUUGAGUGGUAUUUAAUACAUUUGUCUCUAAAAUCAUUGUCUCACAUAACCUCAAUUUUCCGCUUUUGCAGUGAGAUGAUUUCCAAAGUUAGGGAGAGAAAGAUAGAGAUAGAACAGCCAGAGUCUUAUAAUCAGCUAAAACUACACCCAGACUAUGAUUUUUUUUUUUCUUUUUUUUUUUUUAGAAUAAAUUCAGACCAUGUUUGAGGGACGAGUGUGGCUCAGGUUGUCUCCUCAUUGGUAGAUUGACACUUUGAUCCUAGCUCCUCCAGUCCACAUACCAAAGUGUCCUUGGACAAGACACUGAGUCCUACAUUGUUCCUGCCUUCAUAUCCAGCAGUGUCUAAAUGUGUAUAAAUAGGAAUAGAUCAUACUGAUGGGCUAUUUGCAUAGCAUCCCUCACUAUCAGAGUACAAGUUUGGUGUGAAUGGGUGAAUAUAGCACACAGGAUAAAGGUACUUUGGAGAAGGUGCUAUGAGAAGAGCUUGUAUACUGUUUUUUAUGUGUGUCUGUGUGUGGAAAUGUGAUGUUGAUAAAGCACGAUGGAAUAUAACUCAGCUUGUAUUUGUUGUGUCUGCUCUCACUCUCAGGCUGGGUUCUAAGCUCCCUCUCGGCGUCUCCCAGCCGCCACAAUUCACAAAGCUCCCUCCCAGCAUCUCUCAGCCUCCACAGUACACAAAGCGGCCCUGGGAGACUAAGCCUCAGGUCCGUCUGAUGCAGGAGCCCGCAGCCAGGAGCCAGCUUCAACAUCAGCCCCUCCUGGUCCGGCCGCUCAACCACAUCCCACACAUCAGAAACCCCAAACUGCGACAGUACUACCUGCAAGGUGAAGCUGCAGACCUGACAUUUUCAUGUCUUUGCAUGAAGUUAUUUCCAUACAGAGAGGGCUGGCUGCAGUGGAUUAAUGCUGCCAGGAAGUGGAGAUGCUUCUUCACUCUUGUGCUCUCCUCACAAUGUUUUUUUUUUGUUGUUAAGCAUGACAGAGAUGAUCUUUUCUCCCCACACAGGGACUUCUCUGGAUCUAAACAAUGCCACAGUGAAGCAGGAGCACAUGGCUGGACCGUCAGAUGACAGCACGGGCAGCAGGGUGAGUCAUAUGUUUGUGACUUUCCUGACUUUAUUUUGCUUGUUGAGUGCGCUGUAGAAACCAGCCGUGGGAACAGCAGGUAAGAGAGAAACUGGAAAGGGAUUUAUUGCUGUGUCUCUAUAUCAUCAUGAUUAUGUAAGAGUGAACAGAAUGUGUUGAGAGUGAUUGGUGUCUCAAUUUAUGGUCUUGAGAGAGUUUGAUAAAGAGUGUCCAAGGGUGAGAUGAGCUGUCAGAGGUGUUUCCAGGCGCCAUGGGAAAGCAGAGUCUUUUUCAGAGCUUGUACAACAAAUACAGCAGGAGGAAUGUAUAUUCAGACGCAUAUUCAAAGGUAGUGUUUGCUUGAUUUUUGACGGCAGUGCCGAGGUGUGUGUCUUUGUAUUAUUAAAAAUCUGAAAGGAGAGAAAGUGCUCAUUACAAAGUGUCCUGGACUGAUUUGUUAGUCUUUGCUUGACAAACUGUCUUUACGUCAAAAUGGAAGCUGACUUUGCUUCUAUUAGAAACAAGUGAGCUGAACAGGAGAAACAUCUGUUCAUGUGCAGCAGUUUAUAAUAUAUACUAAGCUUACAACAAAAACAGUAUGCAGACUUGUUCCUGGUGGUAUUGUUUGCUUUUGGUCAUGAAAAGUCAUCCAUGUGAAUUUCAGUCUGUUUCAUCCAUGAGAAAAAAAACUCCUCAUGGGUGCUUUAAAAUAUGCUCUGCUGUUGAAUUGUAUUGUGCCACUGUGAGAGGUGAGCCCGUGUGUGCAAUUUUAGGACAGAUGAAAUAUAAGAAACACCUUUCAGGCUGGAGUUUUGUAGAUAAUAGGACAUUUUGGUCCAUUUUUGUGGAAGAAAAAUAAAAAUAAUGAUGCAUACACACAUGCAGAUGCACACACAUUCAUUAACAAUCAAUACACAUUGUUAUUCUGUGGUAUUAAAUCUGCCAGGGGCCACAAAAUCGAUUCAAUUCAAUGAAUCUAUCUGCCAGCAGAUUGCGAUUUGUGUUGCUGUUACUUAAAGUCACUACUUUGCGGUUGCUUGAUCUUACAUUCUAACUUAAAAGUAUUUUAUGUACAUUAGUCCGAUCUGAUGUGCAAAUUUAGAGUGGAGUCAUGCACCACAGCUAACUUAGUUUUCAAGUCUGCAGCUAUUUAGGUUGAGCUAAACUUGUUAGAGGAGGUUUUGGAUUUUGUUCAGUUAACCUUGCAUUAAUAGGCUUUGUUCUGUUUAAGUUGGAGGCCUCUUUUACCAGAGAGACCUGGUCAAAAAUAGAAACAACAGACACAGUAGUUUUAGUAACACAAAAGUAAGUACACACAGUAGGUUGAGUGAAUUUCUACAGAGAUUUAAAUACAUUCAGGGUAAAAAUAAUCCAGCGAUAAAGAUUGUGGUUUCCUUCCCUUAAAAUGAAGAGAGAUCCUCUUCAGAAUCACCAUUUUCAUGUGUUGUACACUUGCAUCAUUUUUUUCCCUAUUUUCUUGCAUAUGUACCAAAAAGAACUAUGUUGUCUUUACAUUCAGAUUCAGAUGUUUCCUGAAAAUCUGUUUUGGUCUGUGUUUUAGGGUCCCCCUGGGGACACUGUCUUCAGCGUCUCAUCUCAGUUCGACACAAACAGCACAUCUUCAACAGCAGACAGUAAAAUGGGUCACAGUUCCUCUUCAAAUAUAAUCUCCUUUUCUGCUACACUCAUCCCCAGAGAGGUAAGAGUCAACUGUAAGCAGCUGAUGGCGUCUGUUUUAUGAAUUGUGUCAAUCGCAGGUGGUCAAGAAUGAAAAUUUGUCUGCUCCUGCAUUUCAGUAUUUGACAUGCAAAGCAACACCUGUCCUCUGCUGGCCUCAUGCUGCAUGCAUCCAGAUUAAGGCAGUCAGAUUGUUGCUCACUUUUUAACCCUUUCAGGCAAGCAAUGCCUCCCCCUGAAACUUAUUGUUGUGAGCACAGCCGGAUAGAUGACAAAAUGUACUCUUAAGUCAUGUUAUUGGCAUCAGUUGGUAAAUUGCAUCUGUCAUGUCCACCCUCAUGUGUCACAUGGAGCUGAGGUGUGACCAUAAACAAAGAAAAGAGGGGAAAUGCAGGCCAGCAGAAAGAGGAAGUAGUCACUUCAGUCACUGGUGUCUGUUUCAAUGUCAGAGCUAAUCUUAGCAUGGCUUCCAUUCUGAAGCAGCUGGUUGUGUCGAAGGGAAAAAUCACGCUGAACAGUGGAGGAUUGUCUCAACCAGAACCGGACUUGCACCCUGAACCUCUCCCCAAGUGUGAUGUGGAUGGGGAUCCGGAGUCUUCAGAGAUUCUCUCUGCUCAGCCUCAGUCCCCCUCACCAGAGGCAGAAUAUGACAAACUCCUGGUAAGCAGAAAAUACAAUGUGCAUGUGUAAUACGGGGUUGCCCUCAUGGGGAAAUAAUGUCCUUGUCUAUUGACUGGAACCGUUUGACCGUUUGAUAUUGUGGUUUGUUCAAUAUUGAGGGAUACAUUUCUUACAUUUAUAAUGAUACAACAUGUAUGGAUAUAUUUUUUUUAACUUGUGGGAGAUGUAGUUAUAAUCAGCUGAUUUGUAUCUCUGCAUGUUUUUAAGUGAUCUUUAAAAAAAAAGUUUGAUCCUGCAAAUUUUUAACAGCGACAUCUUUCACUUAUUGAAAAUCUUAGAUGUGAAAAUGUAAAACAAGGCUGCUUGUAGUUAAAACAUUUGCCUCACACCCAACCUAUGGAAGUGUUUUCUAACAUCCAAAAUGACUAUAAAGCAACCAGGGGUGCAGUGGAUGUGGAGGUUCAGUUCAGUUCACAAAUAAGCCAGAAAAGAAAGAGAUAUUUAUCCAACUCCUCUACAUCUUUCACCGAGUCGUGAUUCCUACCGUGCAUUUUAAGGCACAAUAAACAACAAUGCCUCUAACUUUAAAACAAUAUGUUCAUAUCGCUUUAAAGUUAUAUUUUUCAGAAUUGUAUGCCCUUGUACACCCGCUCUGCAUUUUUGGGGCUUUCACUGCAUGAUUGUUGUUCCUGCUUUCACCGUGACUUCUGUGUUUGAGUGAGUGGAGUUAGGAAGAGAGGACCUACACAGUUCAGUUUAAGUUUAUAUCAGCAAAUGGCAAAAGUGCAAGUGUCUUUUCUCCAUUCAUGAACAUUUGCAAAGUGUAUUUGGAAAACUUUUUCAUGCAGGUGUCAGGUGGCUGUAAUGAUGAUCACCCUGUUAGUGCAGAAAACUUUAGUUACUCAUCAGUUGUAAAAGGUUAUGUUGAAUGAAAUUAGACCCCAAGUACCACUCAUGGGACCAUUUAAAGGUCUUAACCUUUAAUUGGGAUACCUGAAGACUGAAAAACAGCCUGUGUAUAAAAAGUACAAACUAGUUCCUGCCAUCACGAUAAAAUUGUGCUAAUAAUGUCAAAUAUAAUCAUGAAUCACAUCCUACAUUUUGCUGAGAAUAAGCCAUUUUACUUAAUUGUUGAAGUUUAUUCCUGCAUUAAAUACUUUAAAUAAAGCAGGAUUGUCAAUCUAGUAUACUUACUUGUAAUGUGACUACAGUACUUAUUUCCUCAUUCUCAUGGUUUUUGAGUUACAUAACAUAAAUACAUUCAAAAAAACGGGUCAGAGAUCAGCUUUAACAAACAGAACUUGAACUACACUGAACAAAGCCUGAAAAUGAUGCUGAAGCCUAUCAUCGAUUUUGACAGUGAGAUAUGCAUCCUCAUCAAAAUUCCCUCUUGUUUUCAGCUCAGUUAAAAUGUGAAAUUAUUUUUAAUCCUAUGGUAUUAUGAGGAGGAUUGUGUUCUGCUUGGCAACAGCUGAACCAAAAGUAUCCCAUUUUCAGAAGUGUCUGCUCUUCUUUCUGAGAUCACUGUAGAUUUAUCACAGCUAUUAGACAGUAAUUAACUGUAGUGGAUGACAAAUGAGCUGAGAAGACUUCAUAAUGGAUCAAAUGAAUGGAACAUGUUGCCUUGGAAACGAGCACUAAAUCAAGUCAUAUUCAUCAAAACAUCACAGUUCUGGGUACAGAGUGAGUUUAUGUACAGUGCAUAGAAGAGAAACCCAUAACUCUGAAGGUUUUUAAUCUAACUGAUAAUUAAUUCAUCCAAAACUGGAAUUUAUUUAAUGUUCUGUGAUUACUGUGCACAUUUCUGUGAUUUAAAGGGAUAUUCUGGUGUAAAAUUAAUUAAAACACAUUAAUUAAAUUAAUUAAAAACACACCCUAACACAGAGUUAGACACCCCCUCGAGAGAUGAAUGUUGCCGCCCACUUGCUUCUCUAGUUAUACCAACUUUAGUAACGACCCCACAAUAGCAAUACACAGCGGUCUAUGGAGCCACACACAAACCUCAACCAAAAAGCCACUCUAUAGCCACAAAUAAUGCUAAGAACAGCCCCUAACUUCAUCAACAGUACAUAUAGAGUCCUAGCCACAGCACUAGCCACCAAAUAUCUUUUUAGCUUUGCCUGAUUUCUUUAGCAAAGAGACUAAACACAAUUAACCUACUCUCUUCCAGCAGCCGAUUGUUUGUAGCAAGACCUUGGGCCAGUCCAUUAUGGACUACACUGCAGACUACUACCACGUCUGCAGUGCAAAAUGAUUAAUAUGGUGAUUAUUACUUCAAGGAUAUGAUAAAGAAAUUAUCAUAAAUGUUCUUCCUUGAGCUGCGACACCCCGCAGCAGUCUGUAAUGGACUUGUCCGAGGUCUACCUACAAACAAGCAGCUGCUGAUAGAGAGUAGGUGAGUUGUGUUUAGUCUCUUUGCUAAAGAAAUGAGGCAAAGUUAAAAAGAUGUUUGGUGGUUAGUGCUAUGGCUGGGACCCUAUAGGUACUGUUGAUGAAGUUAGGUGCUGUUCUGAGCAUUAUUUGUGGCUAUAGAGUGGCUUUUUGGUUGAGGUUUUUUUAUGGUUCCUCCGCUGUGUAUUGCUAUCGUGCAGUCGUUACAGAAGUUUAGAUUAGAUUAAAAUAAUAAUAAUAAUUAAAAAUAUCUACCAUAUUUUAGUUUCAGCUUCUUGAUGUUUACGCUAACAUAAAAUGUGACACUCACAGGAUGUGGAGGCGGUGCCAAUGCCUGAUGGACAGCUCUGCUUAUUGGCUCUUCCACCAGAGUGCUGUCAAGGGGAGGGACCAGAGACCAUGCAGUACCUCAAACUGUUCUGCCGCUACAUCACAGACCGCAAGGUGGGUGGCACCUCAAGUCUGAUCUCCGUUUUAUUCUCAUCUCCCUACGCUAAAACUUCCUACUUUUUCCAGGGCGUGGUUUCAGGUAUCCUGCUGGUGACUUCAAACAAAAUUUUCUUCGACCCAUGUAAGACACAUCCGCUGGUGAAGGAGCACGGCUGUGAAGAAUACCUCCUGUCCUGCUCUGUUGACAACCUGUCGUCUGUCUCCUUCUUCUCUGACAUCUCACAUGUUCACUUCAGCAAGUCCCAGCAGAGGUCAGCAAAGAUGCAAACACAAACACACAGAAUCUGAUACAUGAGAGUCGAUACAAAAGUUCUUGGAUGUUGUUUUUUUCGAUAGGAGAAGAGGAAAGAAAUUUUUCCAGAAGAUGAAAUCCACAAGAAGGCAAGCAGGCAGCCUCCCAAACCAAAAGGGGGAAUUGAUCCCUGCUACAGUAUCUGUGGCUCCAUCAGAUUUGUCCACUCUGGCUCUGAGCCUGACCAAAGAGGUUUCUGUAGAGGAGGAGGAGGCAGAGGAGGAAGCAGAGAGCAGAGACAUGGCAGAGGCUGAGGGAGAGCUGGAUAGCAGCUCACAGAGGGGACGAUUGGAGGAGCCUGCAGGCGUUCUUGGUGUGGCCGUCCUCAGCAGUGCUGCCACCUUCUGCUGUGGAGGUCAGGAGGUGGAGGGUAGAAUGAAGGCGGAGACGCUGGGCACUGUUAAAACAGAGAAAUCAUCUGUAGAGAGUCAGACUGCAGGUAUAAUGUGUUCUAACUGAAAUACAGUUUAUUUAAGGGUUUUAUUACUCAAAAAAAGUCACCCCUGCCCCUGUUUGUCCCGCCAGUGCCUCGCAGGUUAUCAGCAGGGAGUCCCGGGAGUUUGAUGUUUGUGCGGCUGCGGGUUCAGCCGACUGCAGGGAAGAAAAAGGCUGCAGGAGGCCUUCAUCUUGGAGCAGCUAGAACUUCAUCCAGAAGGGAGGCCUGGCUUGCCCUAUCACAGGAAAGGUACAGUGAGUGCUGUUAGAGUAAUGUACCUGCACUGGGAAUUCAAAGAGGUUCAGUCUGAACAUCACAGGCCUGAGAUUUUCUGCAUAUUUAAACUGGAAGCAGAAAUGUGUCAAUGUAGACUGAGAAUCAAACAAUUUGUGGUCUGACAUAAAAUCCAAAAUUUCUCAAAAUGCACCUCAGCAAAAUGUUUUGUCUGACUGUACCAAAAGAUCUCCUUCAAUCAAAACCAGUUUUAUGAUAAUUUCUCCAUAAAAGAUUCAAAGUCUAAAACCUAGGCCAGAAUCCCUCUGCUAACUCAUGGUAGCUAUCAUCAGGACAAUUUGUCAAACAGAAUUUCAUCAUUUUCAUAGUCUGUGAAGCACUGGGCUGAACUUCAUGUCCAAAUCAGACCAUUGUUGACUUAUUCAGACGGGUGUCCUGUAGUUAUUACACAAACAGGUCUCUCUGGUGGAAUAUUCAAUCUCUGCCUCCCCCCUAAGUCCGCUCAUUCAGUGAGUGUUUUAGAAACGAAAACAUCAGCCAACUGGGAGAGAGAGAGAGAGAGAGAGAGAGAGGUUCAAAGGUAGAUCUUUUAGAAAUAAGUUGUGAGGUAUGUAUUAAACUGUUAAAGAGACAUGGACGAUGCUAAACACUUUUCAACAGAUGCAAAUAAGAAUUCUGAUUAGGUCAGACCUGGCGACCAAAAGCAAUAACCAACAAAAUAUUGACUUUGCUCUAUUGCAAUUCUUACCUUUCCAUGAUAAAAACACUCCAUCAAAAGGUCUGAAGCGGCUAAAAUAGAACCUCAGGUGAGAGAAAAAUACUUACUAAAGCACGUGUUCAGCUCUCCAGGUCCUCCCCCGACAUUGUCUCUUUUGUCUUUUCUCUCCAUGUUGACGCAGCUGUUGAGUUUUGUUUGUCAUUUCUCUCCCCCUGCAGUGCUGACGAGCUAUACUCCUACCUAACACACUGUCGACCAGACCUGUGCAUACUGGAGGAGGGAGAGGAGGGUGGGGAGGCAGACCGCGACGAAGAGGAGUUUGUGCUAAUUGAGGACAAAGAGGAAGAAGGGGAAGAAGAGGAGGAUGAUGAGGACGAGGAGGAGGUGUUUCAGAGGCACCGCGGCACAGGGGACGACUGGGAGGCGAGUCUCACAACAAAAAUGGAUGAAAAUGAACUUUGCUGCUUGUUCAAAUAAAAACAGGGUCUUGUGCUUCGGUAUGUUUGCGAACAAUCUGGAUUUGUGCGUUUUGUUUCUCAUGUGUGAAUUUUUCAUCUGCAGAUGGUGUUAAUGGAAGAGAGCGGGGACAAGUCCACCCUGGUCAUCGACAGGGACCCUGAAGGACUUGUUAAUAUUGUAGAGAGCAGCGACAUUUUAGAGGCUUCACAUGUCAGAGAGGUGAGUGACACAUUACACACUGUUUACACACUACAACUGUUUUUCUAAACCACAUAUUACUGCUAGUACUUACUGUUUGUUAGUUUAAAAUGAGGCUUACACACACAAAAAAUGUUUGUUUUCCUAUAGUUUCUAAGAUUAAAUGAUUUAUAACUUUAAUUAUAAAUUUUAGAGUCAUGUUCACAAUCUUUUUAGCUGUAAAAAGAACAGCUUAUUAUGACUGCCCUGCAGAUGUUGAGACUUCAUUUAUAAAUGAAGAGGCUGCUAGGAAACUCCUCUUGCCAUUCAGAGCCAAACAACCUCUAAAACAAGAGUAACCUCACCAGCUGUUAUAAAUAAAGACAAUCUUUUAAAUAAGUAAAUGAAUAAAAUUUUAAAUUACACAGCAAAUUUUAUUUUUGGCGUGGAAAUUAUUAUUUUUAUUUUCAUUGUUUAAGCCAUUUUUGUGUGUUUUAAUUGUUCUAUUAAAGUGAAAGUCCUUGGCAUGACAAUGUUUUAUUAAACCAGUUAUGGAAAUUUAUAUUUGACACUUUUUUGUGACUGAUUUCUGAGACACAAGUUUUUUGUUUUUUUUAUCAUUGUUAUGGGUGAACUUGUCAGAGUGGUGAGUUUAAAGACAGAGAGAAUGCAGUACAAAUUGUAAACCCCCCUUUGUUAUUCAUGAAAUAUAACUGAGUUUACUUGUUCAGUACUAGUGGCCUGUUACGCUUGUUCACUUAUACAGCUUAAAGAUUAGCACCUCAGUAAGUUCAUUCAUCUAUUGACUUGUUAGCUGCACCUGCUACUGGAGGAGAUGUUAAUGUUUAACUUCUCUGCAUGUGAGAACUGGGAUUUGUGGUGCAGCCAUGUUUGUAUGUAGGGAACAGGGCACUCUAACAGACAUCCAGAGUCUGAUUUCUGUUCAUUUCUAUGACAUUGACCUUAAAUACUCCUCCUCUCCUCAUGUCUUCUCACAGCUGUGUAAGGAGCUUCCCCCCAGGACAAUAGGCCACAGCUGGCAGCUGGCGUACAGUACAUCCCGUCAUGGCGCCAGUCUCAAAUCCCUCUACAGAAAACUCAGUUCCACAGACUCCCCUGUGCUAAUCGUCAUAAAGGAUGCGCUGGAUGAGGUAAAAAACACCAUACAUCUCUUACAAAAUUUAUGACUGAUUCAUGGUGUUUUAUGUUAUUUUUUAUUGAUUGUUGCAAUCUCUAUCAGAUAUUUGGGGCCUUCCUCUCUCACCCUCUGAAGCCCAGUGAGACCUUCUAUGGUACAGGAGAAACCUUCCUCUUCAUGUUGCAUCCUCGCUUCAAGGUAAACCAGCCCAGAAUUGUGCUGCUGUGAUACUUACAAGACAUUUCUGAGAAAAAGCCCCUGGAUGACCACCUUGAAAUGACAGGGGUGUUGUUGGCUGCAUGUUAAAUAUGGACAGGACUUGAAAUGGAGACAUCUGCGAUUUAUGAAGUGGCACGAAACUGAAUCUGCCUUUUUCUCUUCAGUGUUUCAGAUGGACUGGAGAGAACUCCUUUUUUAUAAAAGGAGACUUGGACUCAUUCUCUAUUGGUGGAGGCAGGUAAUACUUUUUAAACACUUGGUCAUCUUUAAAGUUUAUCCUCUCUAUUCAGAAUAUAAUCAGUUCUCCAUAUGUGGAAAAAUAACAGCCUCUUUGUCCUUCUGUUCACCUCUCUACGCUCUCUGUUUCCCUCAGUGGUCACUUUGGUCUGUGGGUGGAUGAGAACUUGUACUUGGGUCGCAGCAGCCCUUGCUACACCUUUAAUAACUGCUGCCUCGCAGAAACCGACGACUUCCGAAUCAUGGAGCUGGAGGUGUGGACGUUCAGCUGAAGAGACAAGAGUGAAAACUCUCUGACUCACUUUGUCCGCAUUUAUCACUGAGCAAACCCAAACACAGCUCAUUCAUGCCAUGGCAACACCCAUGUAAAAAGAUAUCAAACCCAAACUGCAGGAUUUGUGUGAUUCAGCGCUGCAGAUAUAAGUGAGCUGUGAUGAACAGAACAAGGCUCAGGGUGCUGGGGUGGGGUGGGGGGGUUUAAUAAUGGACUGUUUCAUGGAUGACUCAUUCCUGUGGGUUUGAAAACCAGACUGGGUUCUGCUGAGCCGACUGGAGCCCAACUGUUAUGAAACAGGAUUCCUUGAAUACUUGCUUUUUGAAUGGAGUCGGUUACGAGCCUCAGAGACUGCACCUAAUACUUAAUGUGAAUCAGUAAGUUCAUGAUAACUCGUCAUUUUUAAUGUGAACAUGAAGAAACACUGUCCUCUGAGGUAAUGCAUGUACCCUUUCAUUUAACUGUGAUCAUUUAAUUCUAUGUUUGACACACAAACUAGUCUUCAGAUCACAUUUCUGAGCUUCACAGUUUCAAAAAUCUCCUUCAUUAGACGGCAUUUAAAUUUCAAGAUUUCCAUCACUUACUGUCACACGAAACAGAAAUGAUACCAUGUUUAUCUCUUUGUGAAAAGCGUCUUUGUUAAAGACCAUCUGUACUUUCUGUAGCCCUUAGAGUCUCAUUCAUGAAUACUCUGAACUUUUAUUUUCAGUGCUGACUCAUUCACCAUCAUGGUUUCUGAAAUAUCUGUAUCAAAUUAGUAACCAUAGUAACAGAGCUCUUGCUCCAAAAGUUGGCUCUACUUUGCUUUUGUGGCGCACUAAUGUGGAUAAGCUAAUAAAAAUCAGCACAAACUGGCAAUAUGAACAUUAAAACACAUUUGUUUGAUUAAUAGUCAAA
Molecule: messenger RNA, 13283 nt
Organism: Xyrichtys novacula (pearly razorfish)
Lineage: Eukaryota; Metazoa; Chordata; Actinopteri; Labriformes; Labridae
Source: the annotation of a GenBank genome assembly